Messenger RNA from Xenopus tropicalis (tropical clawed frog), 2523 nucleotides. It is a transcript of the gene mhc1-uba4, whose product is annotated as major histocompatibility complex, class 1, UB alpha chain, subfamily 4. The transcript has 6 exons. Bases 289 to 1326 code for a protein of 345 amino acids. NCBI's taxonomy places the organism in Eukaryota, Metazoa, Chordata, Amphibia, Anura, Pipidae. The record is from RefSeq and is a predicted model, not a curated record. Gene Ontology annotation, cellular component: plasma membrane.
ACUGUUGGUUCAUAUUUUCAUAAGAAAUUUUUUGGUGUCAGUAUCACUUUAAAGAGUUGAGUGACAGUCACAGGUUCUUAGCAUCACGCACAGUAUAUAAACAGAGCAGCAGUAACGGCUCUACCCACUUCCUGUUUUGGUCUCACUUUCUGUCCGAUAACAAACUGCUCUCUCUCUGUCUCUCUAUUUCCUUUUUAUUGGAAGUGAAUUAUUUUCUUAUCCCUGUCAAAUCAGUGCAAAAUAACUGAUUUCUUUAGACGUGAAACUGACACCAAGGAUAAUUUGAGAAUGACGUGGGUUGUGCUUCUGCUAUUCAGCCUUGGUAUCCCAGCGGCAUAUAGUCGAAGCCACACCUUGCAGUAUGAUGUGACUCUGGUAUCAGCUCCGACCCCUGGGGUCCCUCAAUUUUCUAUUAUCGUGUAUGUAGAUGGUGUGCCGUAUGGAAGGUACAACAGUGACAUCGGCCGCGCCGAGGCUUUCAUUUCAAUAUCAUCACUGCCAUUUUCAUCACUUUUGACAGUUUCGGAACACAUGCAACAGCAGACCAAACUUGCUCAGGAAUAUGAAAUAGCGCACAGGCAGAGGCUGGACUUUCUAAUGGGGAUUUUCAAUAUGACAAACGAUAAUGGGGAUACCCAUAUCUACCAGACGAAGAAUGCCUGUGAGCUCCAUGAUGAUGGCACCAUUGGUGGAUACCAGGAGAUUGCCAUUGAUGGGAAGGAAAUUUUAGUGUAUGAUAAGGAGAGAGUGGUGUUUAAACCUGUAACACAUGAAGCUGUGAUGAUGUCUCACCUAUGGAAUGAGCGUUAUGAUUCAACUUACACUGAGAUAUUCAUGGAAAUUGACUGCAUUGAGCACAUGAAGAUGUAUCUCCCGUAUAUAUCCACUGACUUGGAAAAGAAAGUUUCCCCAAAUGUGCAGAUUUCCAGCUCAGAGUCAGAGAGUGGCACCAAUCUGCACUGCUCUGGGUAUGGGUUCUACCCCCGAGAUGUGGAAGUGAAGUGGAUAAAGAAUGGGAGAGAUGAGAUUCACUCAGAGGAGGCAGCACAGAUCCUGCCAAACCCUGAUGGCACCUAUCAGAUCAGAGUCAGUGUGGGGGUAACACCAGAGGAGGGCGCCACUUACUCCUGCCAUAUAGAUCACAGCAGCUUGGAGAAUCCACUGGUUGUUCCCUUUGAACCCAACAAGAGAAGCAUUUGGUAUAUCAUCAUCCCUGUCAGUGCGGCUCUGCUCCUCCUCCUCCUGAUUAUCCUGGGAGUAUUUAUAUACAGAAAGAGAAUGACAAAAGAUCCCAAGGGCAGCCAUCAGCGUGUGGGCACAGGAUAAAGGCUGAAAAUCCAACAUACGCUCCCGUCCUUUGGUUUGAGGUGUAAUUGAUAGACAUAUUACUCACUUUCAUCUGCCAUCUUGGAUAAACAUAGCAGCCUGCCAAGCUUAAAAUAUCUAAUUUUUGCAUCAUAAAUUUUAAAGGGAACUUAACCCCCCCAUAAAACUGUCCCUCUGUACCCCCCGAGUUUUCUAAAGAAACAGAUGCAAAAGAACUCACCAACCAGAAUGCUGCUUACCAGAACUUUGUCAUCCAUCUUGCUGUUAUCUUACUUACAACGACAAUGUUGGCUUCUUCCAUUGGGUACACUGCCACUGGGAUAAUAUUGGUUACAGAUGUGUGGCCCCUGUGUGAGAACACGUCUGAGGUGUCUGAUGAUGUGGGAGAAUCUGCCUAUUUGGCAAGUUAGGGGGGGUUGGGGUGGGCCUAGCAAGAGCCCCCUGUGGGGGAUGCAACAGGGGCACCUUGGGGGGGUCCCUGUGGGGGAUGUGAUGGGGCACCCCCAGGCUGACCCUGAUCCCAAUACCUUUUUCAAGAUAAGAAAAAGAAAAUACUAUUAACAGUGACAAGACCAUCUUCCUGGAAAAAGGCCAAAACUUAGAUCUAGAUCAUGGAUGCAAGAUACCAGAUGUGCCAUUACUUUGUAAAACGCGCUGCCAAAUAUUACAGUAUCAGGGUGUCUCUAAAACUGCCAAAUUUUUACCACAGUUGAGGGUACUAGCUUUUAAAGCACAAAAUGUAUUAGGUAGACUUCUACCAUUUAGUAGACUCCCAUUGGUUGAAUCACUUUAAAUGACUAUGUUAGUUAGUCAGCUUGUACGGUUUUGAAAGUUAGUUAGUUGCUGAGCAAUGAGCCCCAUUGCAUUCUGCAUUAUUAGAUGUCCGUUGCUGUGUUAUUGUAUUUUAUUUCUUUGUGGGUUUGCCCACUGGGUGAAGGAACUGCACUCUGGAACUGGAGGGUUCCUGGGUUAGUGUGUAUGUUGUGUGUGUAUUAGUGUGUAUGCUGAAGUGUGAACAGUAUGCCAGAAAAGAGUUACAAUCGUGCUACAAAUAGACCUUUGAUAUUGGUUCUCUGCAGGGCAGGGACCUCAUAUCUCCUGGGGCACUUUUGUAAUUGCAUAUAUACAGUAUAUUUAUUGUUUGCAUUAUUCCUAGUUUUCUGUACUAUGAAAUAAAACAUGUGUUUUCAUAGAAUA